AUGUCGGCCUUGUUGUCCCGGACUUAUUAUUGGCCAAAGAUGGAUGAGGAUGUGAGCUAUUUGAAGCCUUACCACGAAGACCGGGAGGACUCGGAAAGAAAUAAGUCAAAAAGAGCUCCCCAGGUGGUUCGGAAGCGGUUUGACGAUGGGAUUGUCAAGAUUACGGAUCAUCGUCGGCUGGAAGGUGCGGGAGUACCUCACUUCGAUUUCGACGAGGGCGUCGGACCUUUACGGGUGGGGGUGGUUUGUCACGGUCCUAGGCACGGGGUUGCGCCAAGGAUAGGCGUAGGCGCAAGUGUUGCGCGUGCCAAGGAUAGGCGCGGGCGCGAGUAUUACGCGCACCAAGGAUAG
This is a messenger RNA of Dovyalis caffra, 351 nucleotides long. NCBI's taxonomy places the organism in Eukaryota, Viridiplantae, Streptophyta, Magnoliopsida, Malpighiales, Salicaceae. The record is from the annotation of a GenBank genome assembly.